Cordyceps militaris CM01 is the source of this 1518-nucleotide messenger RNA. RefSeq names its product negative regulator of sexual conjugation and meiosis. Gene Ontology annotation, molecular function: ATP binding; protein serine/threonine kinase activity. Bases 1 to 1518 code for a protein of 505 amino acids. The record is from RefSeq and is a predicted model, not a curated record. The transcript has a single exon. Lineage: Eukaryota; Fungi; Ascomycota; Sordariomycetes; Hypocreales; Cordycipitaceae. Gene Ontology annotation, biological process: protein phosphorylation; intracellular signal transduction.
AUGCAGAGCCAUGUUCCCUUUGGAUACCCGACGCCACCUGCCUCGCCAACAUACGACAAGUGCCAGCAGUUCCAACAACCGCCGCCCCAGCAGUAUACGCGCCACUUUCACCAGCAGCAGCCGGUGCGCUGCGUGCCGCUCGCCCCCGAGCAGCGUCUCGGCCGCCUGCUCGAAGGCACGCUGCAGCUGACAGACAUUCUCGGCACCGGGGCCUACGGUGUCGUCUACGCUGCCGUCGACAUCACCACCGGCGUUCGUUAUGCCGUCAAGUGUCUGAGCAAGUACAACGCCGACGGCUCGCCGUUGGAGCGCCGCCAAGUGGCGUACCAGCAGCGUGAGAUCAGCUUGCACUACAAGGCGUCGGCGCACGCCAACGUCGUGUCGCUGCACCGCAUGAUUGCCGACGUUGACUGCCUCUACGUCGUGCUCGAGUACUGCCCCGAGGGAGACCUGUUCCUCAACAUUACGGAGCGCGGCCACUACGUCGGCAAUGACGCCCUGGCCAAGCAGGCCUUCCUGCAGAUCCUCGACGCCGUCGAGCACUGCCACAGCCUCGGAAUCUACCACCGUGACCUCAAGCCCGAGAACAUCCUGGUGACGGACCGCGGCGACACGGUCAAGCUCGCCGACUUUGGCCUUGCCACCGCCGAGGAUCGCUCCGAGGACUACGGCUGCGGCUCGACCUUUUACAUGAGCCCUGAGUGCCUCGAGCCCACCACCCGGAACCCCUACUACAUGUGCGCUCCCAAUGACGUCUGGAGCCUCGGCGUCAUCCUCGUCAACCUGACGUGCGGCCGGAACCCGUGGAAGCAGGCCUCGGUGCAGGAUUCCACCUACCGCGCCUACGUGCGCUCGCCCGGCUUCCUCAAGACGAUCCUGCCGCUGACCGACGACCUCAACGACAUUCUGGCCCGCAUCUUCCACCCCAACCCCGAGCUGCGCAUCACCAUGCCCGAGCUCCGCCGCCGCAUUAUGGCUUGCGCCGGCUUCACCGUGCCUGCUGCGACCAGCGCCCCCGAGCGGCCUGUUGUCGAGGCGUCGAUGAUCCCCGAGGACGUCAUCAUCGACGACUACGACUACGACGAGGCCCUCUCACCCGCCUCGGACUACUCCGAAGAGGGCUCUCUCGCGUCGAGUGUCUCCACCGUUGGCGAUCUCGACGAGGAUUUUAUGCAUGACCAGGACAGCAUGGUUGAUUUUGCGCCCCAGACGUACGACGCCGCCGAUGACGCCGCCCUAAUGGCGCACGCCGUCUACCAGCACGAGCUGGCCGCCCAGCACUACAAGGGUCCCGUGCCCGUGCAGGCACCCGUCCCGGCCCGUAUCCUCCCUUCGCAGCAGGCUCUGCUGCACCAGCAAAUGGCCAUGCAGGCGCCUGCGCCGAUGCCGUCCUGCCAGCCCAAGUCCUUCUUCCCGCUCUGGGAGGUGGUCAAGUUGGUGCAGCACGCGCCCGUCAUGCAGCAUCCCUCGCCCUUUCACCAACAGGUGUCUUUUCUUCCUUCCUUUCAAGGCUACUAA